This is a messenger RNA of Cyanidioschyzon merolae strain 10D, 2226 nucleotides long. RefSeq lists its product as hypothetical. The coding region runs from base 1 to 2226 and encodes 741 amino acids. The record is from RefSeq and is a predicted model, not a curated record. Gene Ontology annotation, cellular component: membrane. Lineage: Eukaryota; Rhodophyta; Bangiophyceae; Cyanidiales; Cyanidiaceae. The transcript has a single exon.
AUGCAGCCGUGGUUGAGUACGAGCUUGUUUUACAUUGCAGAAGCACCAGCAGUGCUUUUUUUGACGCUGUACCUGCUGGUCCGUUACCCGACACGGCUGCCUGGCCUUGGUACACCGUGGUACGUUUACACGACGGUAGGCUUAGCGUGGUUUCUCUCGUUUCUUGCACUGAUCCUGUUACCUGCUGAUCUCGCGGAAACGCUUUUCCGUCGCUGUGAGUACCUCAACAAACGAAGUGGCGAGGACCUCUCCCUGCACCUGCGGAACUGUGCUCCACCGAGCUUGAGUCCGGCAGCGCUGCUGGCCACCUGGCAGGCGCUCUACUGGACCUCACUGGUGCUUGGCUGGAUUCUGCUGCCUCUAGUUCAGUCGAACAUUUCUCUGGAACACCUCCCGCUCCGAGAGCGUGUCCGCAAAGCGCUUCGCCCGCAGCUUAUCGCCCUGGCUGUGCUCGCUGUCGUGCUGAGUGCCCUAGCUGCAGCGGUGCGCUCUCCGCGGCAUCACGGCCUGCAACUGGAGACCUGGCGUGCCACGAUUAUCGGUUUGAAUAAUGCAUUCGGUCUCUUUCUCUUGAUGAUCUUUCUGGGUUUCGGACUCGUAGAGCUACCGCGCACCCUGUGGGAACGAAGCGAUCCGCGACGUCGCCUCCGAGCCUACGCGAUCCGCAUCGCUGAGCUUCAUGCGCGGCACCUUGAAACACUCCAGAGCUUGAGUCGACUCCGCCUGCAAGCAGCGGUGCUAGGCAUUGGCUGCACCGAUGACCAGACCUUGCAGUCACAGGAGCAAUCACAUAUGCCUGGACAUGCACGCUCCGCGACACACGCUUAUCGACAGGAGCUCUGUUCUCGUAUAGAGACGCUGUUGAAUUUGGUACCGCUGCAUUCAUCGGAUCUAGAGAUAGGCCAGCAGCCACAAAAAACAUGGAGUUCGGCCACCCCACGAGCGACCCGAAUGGCGGAAUCGGCAUCCCUGGGGACGCUCUUUGUCGAGGUGCGUCGCGCAGUGCUCGAGUACCGGCGUAUCGAGUACCUGUGGCAACGGAUCUCGCAACGAGCGCUCUUUCUGCAGGAUUUGCUUCAGUGGCGAUCGGCGGGAUGUAGCUCGAGCGCUGCAGCGAGCUCAGCAUGUGCCGGAGUGCUUUCCACGGGAUCCGUAUCGACCAGCGACGUGGACCGGAUGCCGUCUACACUGGUGUACGCUUGCAGGGCAGGGGAAUCACCUGGAGCAACCGCUAGCCGUAUGGGCUCGUUUCACGACGCCGGUGAAGACUUGUCUCCGGAACGGAGCAUGAGGAUUGUUCACGACCGAGCGCUUUCGAAUGGUGAUGCGACGAGCAUGCCCCAUCUGACGAAGCAUGCUACUGGUGCUGGAGCUGGCUCGCCCCAGCGGAUCUAUAUCUCCGAAUGCGAACGUUCCGUGAAUGCCGCUGUCGGUACCAAACGUUGGAUCGACGGCAUGCAACGGUCUCUGGCCUUGCGCUGGCGAGCGUAUGGCGAGCCGUUCUGUCUCCGCGUGCAGGCGGUCGUGUUGUUUAUCGUUGCAAGUGCGGUGUGUCUCAGCGAGCUGACCAUCUGGACUGUGCUGCUGACGCCGCCGCGCAGCUUCUCUCCCUUCGCUCGGGCACUUCAUAGUCUACCGCUGUCGCCGUUGGGCGUACAAGCCAUGGCACUCAGCCUUGUCUGCACGCUGACCUCGCUGGUGUACUUUGCUGUGUUCCACCUGCAGAUCUACCGUUGGUAUGAACUGGUACCAGGAUACGUCGAUGGUCAAAUGCUUUGUCUGAAUGCGAUGCUCAUGAGUCGUUUCCUGCUUCCUCUUUGCUACCACCUGAUUUUCUUAUUGCACGAGAAUCGAGAAGCUGUCGCGAGGCUGCUCCUGUAUCAAUACCCGCAGCUGAUGCGGCAUUCGGGACAAGACUCGUCGACUGUUCCAGUUACCGCGUUUGAAACGCUCAUGGGUUCUAUGCAUAUUGUUCCUCUAUUUGGUAAGGCUUUCAAUUAUUUCUAUCCAUGCUCUUUAGUGAUUUCGGCGCUGGGAACGUAUUUCCGUCUCUGGGGACGUCUGCUUGAUCGGUUUGGCCUGUCGCGCUCAUUAGAGUUCGCUGAGGAGACUAUUUCCGCUGCUGCGAACAACGAAGUCAUCGGGAGGCAGCUAUUGCAGCGGGAGCGAGCACGACGCCAAGAGGCAAGUCCCUGCGGUCUGGAACCAGAAACGCGGGAACGCUGA